Vicia faba (fava bean) is the source of this 669-nucleotide messenger RNA. NCBI's taxonomy places the organism in Eukaryota, Viridiplantae, Streptophyta, Magnoliopsida, Fabales, Fabaceae. The record is from the annotation of a GenBank genome assembly.
AUGUCUGAAGACUUGCAUAAGAAAAUCAGGAAGUUAAAAAAACUGAGUUACGGCUCAGCAAGCAUAAUAGAAUUUCAGAUGAGACAACUUUCAAUCUCAACCCUUAUUUUUCCUAAUAGAAAUCACACUGGAAGCACGUUUCAACUCUCUCUGCAAUCUCUCUCCCUCUUCUCCAUCUUCACCUUCACGCACCUUCAAUCUUCCAUCUCGGACCUUCACGCUUCAACAUCAUCUUCAUAUUCAACCUUCUUCAACCUCCAUCAACUACUUCAACCUUCUCUGAGUUUUUCUGCAAUAUCCUGUCGAUCUUCAUCUGAAGACUUCUCUGAAAUUCAUAUCCCUUCUUCAUCAAUAAUCUGCAACAAUAUUUGCAUCUUCAUCAUCACUGCUUCUCCUGCAACAUCAUACAACAAUGAUUUCAUCAGAGUUUUCUUUAAUUUUCGGCGUCAUCUCUACAACAACUCACAGCAGUACCACAACACAAGUAGAAAGAGAGAAGUAAAACAACAAGAAAGAUACAAACGAGUACGCAUACCUGAAACUUCGCGGAAAGAUAUACGGAUUUCUCAUCGUUGCAACAGCGUGGAAGGAGCAGCGGACUCGUCUAUGGUAGGUAACACCUUUCAAUCUUUUCCUUUGGCAUAUAAUGUUGCCAUGUUGUUCUUUUGA